AUGCCCUACCACUUCCAGUUUCGUACGAGCAAAUUAUCCGGAUGGGACAUCCGGGUAUUGAAGAUGACAAACAUGGCAGCUACCACGAACAGCAACUUGGACCUCACAGCGUCCAUCGCUGGCACUUUGAAUGAGAAACACUGCCAUGAACACUUGCAGGUUUUGAAAACAUUUACGUCUUCGUUACGGGACAAGGACUACAGGGAUGCAGUAAAGGAGGAAGCAUUCUCCAGCACUUUCAAGGUGUUGUCCCGACUGUAUGAUGAGCUGCAGACUGCCAGCAGUGAGGAUCAGGAUCUGGAGUCUGUCAGUCUACUGCUUCAGUUGAUAGCUGAGUGCUUCAGAGCUCAGAGGAACGCCUGUGUUCAGAGCACUCGCAACCAAAGUCUUAUCAGGGAGCUUGGUUUCAUCAAUGUGUCCCUUAAACUCCUGAGUUUCCUUCAGACCAAAAACUUUGAGAGCAGCGAUGGAGUAUUUGAACCUCUUCGUUGUGGGAUCCAGUUCCUUGGUAACUUGGCAGUGGGAAACCAAACCUGUAAAGAUGAAAUUUGGAGCCUCAGCUACCCAGAUCUUCUCUUGCAGCUGCUCAACACUGAUGAUGAGAAGACAGUGAACUAUGCCUCCAUGGUGCUCCACACGUGUCUGGAUGAAAGCAAGGUGGAAGAAAUGUCCAAUCCACAGAAUGUCCAGUUGGCACUCAGGGUGAUGGAGCUCUGUAGGACGCAACCAGACCUGGACUGGACGGUCCUUAUUGCUACUCAACAUUUCCUCAAGUCUUCAGCUCUGGUGGAGGGCAUGUACUCAGGGAUGUCAAACCAUGAAAGAGUUACCUUAUUAGAGCUGAUAUUUGCCCAGCUGCAAGAGGAGGACUCAGAGGAGUUCGGCAUCCCUCCCAGUGUGGCCGGUUUCUUAGCUAGUUCCUUCCAGGAAGGUUGUGGAGCUGUGCUGACACUCGCAACCGGCUCUGCUUCCAGUGAGGAGGUCCUGCAGGAGGCGCUGACAGUGAUCAGUCUUUUGGACGUGCUAUGUGAGAUGACCUCAGACCUCAAGCAGUUCAUGUUCCUACAGGAUCACCCUGAUCUACUAGUAACUACCGUCGAGCUCCUGAAGCAGGUUCAUGCUAUCGGGAAGGCAAGUAAGAAUAUCUUCAGCCCUGCUCAGAACUUCUCCUCCUUCAGCGGCGAUGUAGAGUCUUCCUCUCAGUCACCUGUCAUUAGCUUCAAGGCCCACCUCAUCAGACUGAUAGGAAACCUCUGUCACAGCAACGUCAACAACCAGAACAAGGUAAGAGAACUCGAAGGCAUCCCCCUCAUAUUGGACAACUGCAACAUCGACAGCAACAACCCGUUUAUCAGCCAGUGGGCCAUCUUCGCCACCAGGAACCUCCUAGAACACAACUUGCAGAACCAGGAGCUGGUCGCCUCCCUGGAGCGCCAAGGCACCGCUGACUACUCUGCUCUCAAGGAGUUGGGUUUCCAGGUGGAGGAGCGAGACGGACGCCUGCUGCUCAAAACUGUGAGGAAGGACUAGUGACGAGCUCAGGGGAGCAUCAGUCCCAGAGAGGAGGUGCUCGACGCGCAAGCAGGUUCUCAUGAAGUAUUUGUUUAGAGAGAGAACGUACAUGCGCACACUUGUGUGAACAUGUACUCAUGUUAUGCUACAAGCUUCAAUAAUACUAAGUCUAUAACUCGUCCACUUAUUCCACAUGCGUUUGUGCCUGUCUGUAACGACCGACAGCCAUACUGCCGAUGUCUUAAGCAAAAAAGUCCUUUUGAAUUUGAUAUUUCUAUCAGAGAAGUAUGCAUAACGUACUUUUCUACCUCAGCAAUGCUUGCACUAUUUCCUAGAUAGGGCUUAGGGUACUCUUGAGCCACAAAGGACCCUCAGGGUGCCCUCGGUAUACAAGCAGGGGCUAUUGUUUUGUCUUGACUUGAGUCUGGGAAAUGAAGAGUUUGGGAGAGGCGAGCACAUGCUGGUACCUUUUGGCAAGACUGCUGCUUUGGGGUUUAAUCCAAAGACAAAAGCGCACCACAGUGUCUGUGGCUUUUCACUUUUCACAGACACCGGUGUUACCAGCAGGGGCUGGUUUUUUUAAUCCCAGGCCCACAGUGACUUCUACAGUAUCCACGAAACAGAGAGUGACCAAAACAUGAUGUAAUCAACCCCUCACUGCUUUUUCCUACUUAAAUACUGAGAAUAAAAAAUGUGUUUAUCCACAUUCAGGGGCUUCAAAUAAAUUAUUAUCUACUGAAAAAGGGCGUAAAACUAUUAAAUAUACAAUAUGAGGACAAGUCUAUGAAAACGCAAUACUAAAAGAAGAGUAUAGGACGCUAUGCAUGUCUUCUAACAUAAAAACAGUGCUCAGUAUACAGUGUGAGGUUGUUGCAAUGUCUCCUCUUGCUUCUGCACUUCUUACAUUAGGUCAAAACAGGAAUGAGUAUACUCAAUACAACAUACUCAACAUAAUGAAUGUCAUCUGUAUCGUCUUAAUCUUCUAUUUUUAUCUUAUUGCACUACACUAUGAUACGUGAAGCAAAGGGGCUAACAGCAUGCAUAAUACAUGAAUAAGGUUUUAAACUCAUGACACUGACUUCAUGUGUUACUCAAUAGACUGCAGGUUAUCGCUCUGAGAAAGCUGGAUUUGAGUUCUACCCUCUGCAUAGACUUUUUUAAGGUUGAGUUUUUAAGUGUGUUCCUGUUUAGCUUUAGCAAAUAGUGUGUUUUAAUAAUUCUUGGAUUAGUGAUAGUACUUCUGGAUGUGUAGAUGAUGUAGUGACUGAAUCAGGGAGAGGGAAUCAGACUAGAAGCAUUAGUGUGCAGAAUGACAUCCCUCCCUGCUCCUCCUGUUGCUGGAUAAGCUGAAUAGUCCUGACACCUCAACAAUGCAGCGCUUUACAGGCCUGCUCACACCCUGCUCACACCCUGUUUGCUCUGCCUCUGAUUUUUAAUGACAAAAUGUAUUGAAACAAUCGGCCGGUCUCUCCCCUCAAUCCGCCGGCAUAGUGAGGGGAGCUUAUGCGGUUCCGGUCCCCAGGAUUUCAGACAGCUAACAAAACAGCUGUUACUCGCGCUCGGCUGGCUGGCUGCAAUGCUAUUCAGCCCCAACAGGAAAGAGGCUGUGCGAGUCAGCCGGGCUGAAUGAGGUGGCACGGUUGCUGCCGCCCCGUUCACCUCCUAACACGUUAGACCCACAUCAGCCGAGGCCGGGAGAGUUUGCGUUACCCAUCUCAGCGUUUUCUAACACCCAACUGUACGAUGAUCUAACUGUGCCUUCUGGUGGAGACUAACACGUUGUAUUAAUUGAGGUCAAUGCAUUAGUCAACAUGUUUAUAUUAAGCUUAAUAAAGUAUUGAGUGUGACAAAGCA
Messenger RNA from Notolabrus celidotus (New Zealand spotty), 3366 nucleotides. It is a transcript of the gene atxn10, whose product is annotated as ataxin 10. The coding region runs from base 1 to 1530 and encodes 509 amino acids. Lineage: Eukaryota; Metazoa; Chordata; Actinopteri; Labriformes; Labridae. Gene Ontology annotation, cellular component: cytosol. The record is from RefSeq and is a predicted model, not a curated record. Gene Ontology annotation, biological process: neuron projection development. The transcript is spliced from 12 exons.